Emys orbicularis (European pond turtle) is the source of this 2160-nucleotide messenger RNA. RefSeq names its product engulfment and cell motility 3 (gene ELMO3). Bases 1 to 2160 code for a protein of 719 amino acids. NCBI's taxonomy places the organism in Eukaryota, Metazoa, Chordata, Testudines, Emydidae. The record is from RefSeq and is a predicted model, not a curated record. The transcript has 20 exons. Gene Ontology annotation, biological process: cell motility; actin filament organization.
AUGCCGCCCCCCAAAGACGUGGUGAAAAUCGCCAUUCAGAUGAUGGGAGCCAUCCCACAGCUCAUUGAGCUCAACCAGACCAAGCCCCUGGCUGCGGUUGUGAAGGAGGUUUGUGACGUGUGGAACCUGGGCAACGCCGAGCACUACGCCCUGCAGUACGUGGACGGGCAGCAGACGUACAUCACCGAGUCGAACCGCGCGGAGAUUAAGAAUGGGAGCAUUCUGCGGCUGACCACUUCUCCGGAUCAGGAGGCAGAGCGGCUGCACAGUGGGAUCCGGAGUCACAACCUGGACGUGAAGGCAGACUCCCUGAAGAAGCUGGCGAACCUCUCCCGAGACAUCACCUUUGCCCAGGAGUUCAUCAAUAGGAACGGCCUGAAACAGCUCUUCCUUAUUGUGGAAGAGGGGAACGAUACAGGGGAGAUUCUAGCUCACACCCUGAAGGCAUUCAUGGAGCUGAUGGAGCACGAUUUUGUCUCCUGGGAGACGCUGAGUCCGGCCUUCAUCAAAAAAAUAGUGAGGUACGUCAACACGGGUGGGAUGGACGCCUCCAUCCAGCAGCUCUCCCUGUCCAUCCUGGAGAACAUGGUCCCAAGCAGCCGCCACCUCUUUGAGCUGGUCAAACAUGAAGUGACCCUGGAUCGCCUCCUCACCCACCUGCAGGUGACCAACCAGCAGCUGCAGCUCAAAGCCAUGGCGCUGCUCAUCGCCCUGCUGCUGAAUGCCAGUGACGCCGAGAGGAGGGACAUGAUGGGCUAUCUGGGCGAGAGGAACAUCCGGCAGUUCAUUCACAAGAACAUUAUCCACGCCUCGGAGCCGAUGGGGGAUGAGAUGGCCCAUUACCUCUACGUGCUGCAGUCCAUCACCCUCAACCUGCUGGAGCGGAGGAUGCGGACCCCCAUGGACCCCUACUCGCAGGAGCAACGGGAGCUUCUCCAGUUCCUGCGUCACAGCGCCUUCGAGUCGGAGAGCGAGGCUUCUGCCGGCACCGUCAGCGCGGAGCGCCGGCGCUCGGUGUGUGUCACAGAGUUCCGCAAGCUGGGCUUCCAGAACCACAGUAACCCUGCCCAGGACCUGCACCGCGCGCCCCCGGGACUGCUGGCCCUGGACAACAUGGUCUACUUCUCCAGAUACUGCCCGAGCGCCUAUAGCAGAUUUGUCCUUGAGAACAGCAGCCGUGACGAUAAACACGAGUGUCCGUUUGCCCGGAGCAGCAUCCAGCUCACCCUGGCCCUCUGCGAGAUCCUGCACGUCGGGGAACCAUGCUCGGAGACGGCCCAGGCCUUCUACCUCAUGUUCUUCGGUCAGGACCACUUCUUCCAGGAGCUCUUCUGUAUCUGCAUCCAGCUGCAGAACAAGACCUGGAAGGAGAUGCGUGCCACGCAGGAGGACUUCGACAAGGUGCUGCAGGUGGUCCGGGAGCAGAUCACCCGGACCCUGUCCCUCAAACCCACCUCCCUGGAGCUGUUCAAGACCCGAGUGAACGCGCUUAACUACAGCGAGAUCCUGAGACUGCGGCAGACGGAGAGGAUGCACCAGGAGGAGACGCUGGCCGUGCCUGUGCUGGAACUGCGAGAGAGGCUCAAGCCCGAGCUCCUGGAGCUGAUCCGCCAGCAACGGCUCCUGCGGCUCUGCGAGGGGACCCUCUUCCGCAAGAUCAGCAGCCGCCGCAGACAGGAUAAGCUGUGGUACUGCCGCCUGUCCCCCAACCACAAGGUGCUGCACUACGGAGAUGUGGAGCAGGGGGUGCAGAGCCCCCCCAUCGAGAGCCUGCCGGAGAAGAUUCCCGUGGCUGACAUCAAGGAGCUGCUGGUUGGCAGGGAAUGCCCGCACAUGAAGGAGAAGGGCUCCGGGAAGCACAACAAGGAUGUCCUGGACCUGGCCUUCUCCAUUAGCUAUGACGUGGAGGAGUACUACCUGAACUUCAUCGCCCCCACUCGCUACGAGUUCUGCCUGUGGACGGACGGCCUGAACGUGCUGCUGGGCCGGGAGAUGACGAGCGAGCGAACCCAGAGCGAGCUCGACAUCCUGCUCUCCAUGGAGCUCAAGCUGCGCCUCCUGGACCUGGAGAACAUUUCCAUCCCCGACGCCCCUCCCCCCGUCCCCAAGCCCCCCAGCAACUUAAACUUCUGCUAUGACUUCAGCCCUAAUGAACAGUGA